This is a messenger RNA of Daucus carota subsp. sativus, 1427 nucleotides long. RefSeq lists its product as uncharacterized. The transcript has 6 exons. Gene Ontology annotation, cellular component: nucleus. The record is from RefSeq and is a predicted model, not a curated record. Gene Ontology annotation, molecular function: core promoter sequence-specific DNA binding; RNA polymerase II general transcription initiation factor activity; protein heterodimerization activity. NCBI's taxonomy places the organism in Eukaryota, Viridiplantae, Streptophyta, Magnoliopsida, Apiales, Apiaceae. Bases 198 to 1052 code for a protein of 284 amino acids.
AUAUACGGGGCGCACAAAAGCUUGGUCCACUGUUUCGGAUCUGAAAAACAAGGGUUUAUAUCUUCUCUAUAUCUCCACACACACACUAUUCUAUAUAAUCGAUGAUUGCGAUGAUUACUAGUACGUGAUUAUAUCUCUCCUCUCUCGCUAAUAUAUUUUAUUAAUCAUUUUAAUUUACCGCUGUUGAGUCUUUCACCAUGAGGAAGAAGCUCGAUACUCGAUUCCCUGCGGCUCGUAUCAAAAAGAUUAUGCAAGCUGAUGAGGAUGUAGGAAAGAUUGCCAUGGCAGUGCCUGUAUUAGUUUCUAAAGCGUUGGAACUGUUUCUACAAGACCUUUGUGAUCGUACAUACGACAUAACUCUUCAGAAAGGAGCAAAAACUGUUAGUUCAUUGCACCUAAAACAUUGUGUGCAAAGCUACAAUGUAUUUGAUUUUCUAAAGGAAGUUGUCAGUAAGGUUCCUGAUUACACACACUCUGAAGCUGGCGGUGAUGAUGCAAAUGUGACAAAGAGAAGGAAAGUUACAUCGGAAGAAGCCAAUGAUAGUGAUGAAGAAUCAAAGAGGAACAGGAUGCAUGAAGCGAGCCAUGUGAGCAGCAGCAGCAAGGGAAGAGGCAGGGGAAGGGGAAGAGGCCGAGGUAGGGGCCGGAGUGCUCGAUCUGCAGCAGAUAAAGAGGCUUCUCAAACGGAGUUUGAUUCUGAGUCCUGCAAUAAUAACCAAAAUUUGGUGCCAGGAGCAGCAACAGGAGUUGUGGAUGAGGGCUCAGAGUUGAAGGAAUUGCCAAAAGAUAGUAUCAAUGUCGACAACGGUUCCAAUUCAGCUCCGCGGAACUUUGAUUUGAAUGCUGAUUUGGAUGAGAAUGUGGUAGAUAAAACCCCUACUGAGGCAACAGGCUGUCUGCCUUCAGCAAAGCCAGCAGUGCCUAAAAGCGAGGAUGAGUAUCCUGGGUGGUCUCUUUCUGAGGUGGAUAGGAUAGCCAUUGACCCUGCUCAUCUUGCGCAGCUGAAUUCAAGGAUGGAUGACGAUGAUGAAGAUUAUGAUGAAGAAGGUUAAAAACUCAACCAGGAAAAGCUUAGAUGAAAGGUAGUUGGAAGUUGAAACAAGUAAAGCUUGUCGAAAUUCAGUUAAUCAUUAGGGUCGUUACAGUUAAAGGCAGAAUUAAGUGCAGGAGAUGCCUAGUCUGUUCUAGGAUUAACAUGUCUUCAUGUAUCUACCAGUUAAAAAAUGAUUUUAUCUUAGUUGUAUCUCUUUAAAUGUACUGCAAGUUCUAGAAGUCUGUCCAUGGAGAUGGCACUUUGUUAACCUUAGGAAAUUCUGAAGUUAUUGGAAGGGUUAGAACCAAGAAGUAUCUGUACAGUAUCAAUAUGGUUGUUUACUUUGGCAGACGUCAUUAAUAUGUAGCCAGAUAGUCGGUAGAUUCUCUAUUUA